Messenger RNA from Carlito syrichta (Philippine tarsier), 1505 nucleotides. It is a transcript of the gene SLC2A4RG, whose product is annotated as SLC2A4 regulator. The transcript is spliced from 7 exons. Lineage: Eukaryota; Metazoa; Chordata; Mammalia; Primates; Tarsiidae. Gene Ontology annotation, biological process: regulation of transcription by RNA polymerase II. Gene Ontology annotation, cellular component: nucleus. Bases 184 to 1005 code for a protein of 273 amino acids. The record is from RefSeq and is a predicted model, not a curated record. Gene Ontology annotation, molecular function: RNA polymerase II cis-regulatory region sequence-specific DNA binding; DNA-binding transcription factor activity.
CCUCAGGGCCUUUCUGUGGGCGGCAGCUUUGCGGGCUUGGAGUGUGAGCUGCCGCAGGAGCCGCGGAACGCAGAGCUGGGGGCUCCCAGCUCGUGGGCGGGGGCGGCGGGGCUCCGAACUCAGUCGGCGCACAUCCCAGUGCCAGUGCAGAGAGCCGUCCCGAGUGCCCGGCUGGACGAGGUCAUGGCUGCCGCAGCCCUUACAAGCUUGUCCACCAGCCCGCUCCUGCUGGGGGCCCCCGCUGCAGCGUUCAGCCCAGAGCCUGGCUUGGAGCCCUGGAAGGAGGCACUGGCACGGCCCCCAGGCAGCUACAGCAGCAGCAGCAACAGUGGAGACUGGGGCUGGGACCUGGCCAGCGACCAGUCCUCUCCGUCCACCCCUUCACCCCCACUGCCUCCCGAGGCAGCCCACUUUCUUUUCGGGGAACCCACCCUGAGGAAGAGGAAGAGCUCGGCCCGUGUCAUGUUCCAGUGUCUGUGGAAGAGCUGCGGGAAGGUGCUGAGCACGGCAUCCGCGAUGCAGAGACACAUCCGUCUGGUGCACCUGGGGAGGCAGGGGGAACCAGAGCAGAGUGACGGUGAGGAAGACUUCUACUACACGGAGCUGGAUGUGGGUGUGGACAUGCUGACGGACGGGCUGUCCAGUCUGGCCCCAGUGUCCCCCAUGGCCUCCGUGCCACCUGCCUUUCCCCGCCUGGAGCUGCUGGAGUCCCCAGCCCCUGUCCUGAGCUCUGCAGCCCCUCCCCAGGUGUGCCAUGGUGACCACGCCUACCAGCGAAGCCCUGGCUGUGUUUUCCCCCGUGGCUGCCUGGCACCUGGCCGUCUGGAGCUACAGCCCCCCGAAGCUGGAGCCUGCAUGCCAGCCCUGCCCUCCAGGAUUGGUGUCCACCUGAGAAAGCCCCGUGGUGAUGCCAAGAAGUGCCGGAAGGUGUACGGCGUUGACCACCGGGAUCUGUGGUGCACGGCCUGCCGCUGGAAGAAGGCCUGCCAGCGGUUCCUGGACUGAGCCCACCAGGCCUUGACUCCACAGGACAAAAUAAGCUACCGUCUUCUCUCCCCAGCCCCAGCCAGGGGCCGAAACAGCCUUGGGGGAGCCCCAGACCAGGCCUCUCCAGACUGCAGGGUCGACUUGCAAAGGGGGUGGGGGAGUUGGUGACCCUGGACCUCGGAGGUGGGGGAGAGGUCCCCCCCCACUCAAAGUGCCUCUGAAGAAACCAGCUUUUUGCACUAAAGCCAAACCACACCGCUGUCCUCUUGGCCCCAGGGGGCAGCCACCCUCCCUGCCUGUCUGGCCCAGACUUGUCAAGGAUGUUCUGGGCCCAGAUUUGGGGGCCAGUCCCGAUGCACUUUGAGGGGUGUCAGGGAGGUGACUCCCCUGCUCGCACUUAACUCAAUGGUUCCCGGGCCCUGGGGCUGGUGUUUUACCAUGUUUUUGAAGCUCAGGUGUCUCACGUCUGGGCCAUUCCAGGCGAGGAGAAAAAUUAAAGAUUUGAGGUUUUUCCAGAA